This is a messenger RNA of Aricia agestis (brown argus), 6612 nucleotides long. RefSeq lists its product as uncharacterized. Gene Ontology annotation, molecular function: zinc ion binding; nucleic acid binding; catalytic activity. Lineage: Eukaryota; Metazoa; Arthropoda; Insecta; Lepidoptera; Lycaenidae. Bases 1 to 6612 code for a protein of 2203 amino acids. The transcript has 4 exons. The record is from RefSeq and is a predicted model, not a curated record.
AUGGCGCCGCCCCUCAGUAAAGGAGCGGUGCCCAAACCCAAAAGAGGACGCGGCCGCCCGCCAACGACCGGACAAUAUGUCGGCUUGGCGAAGGCACAGGCCGAUCUGAAUAGGGAAAAGGAGGAGGCCCUUCGAAUCCAGGCAGAGGAGGAGGUAGCCGAGGCGGCCAGAGCGGCGCGAGAGACGCGUUCUUCGCUCCUUGCGAGCCCCGCCGCCAUGGAAGAAGACAGGCCAGAGCAGACCAACUACGCUCUGGCCCAAUGUGUUGAGACUUCGCUGGGAACGAUCUCCAUGGUCGCAGCGAAGUCGAACAACUUGAAGGGGACAUUCCAACGUCUUCUGAAGGAGGCGGUCAGUGAUAUACGCACUACCGUCGCCGCUAUGAAGAACCGCGGAGCGACGGAGGAGAUACGAGCCCUCGAAGCUCAGAAUGCGCGGCUCCAACAGGAAGUGGAGUCCAUGCGCAAGGAGUUAGAGGCGCUACGUCAAAAAGUAUUGAAGCCGGCCGAGCAGGACAUGCGCCAGCUGUUGUCUGAGGUCUCUCGCUCUAACGUAGAGACCUUCAGCAACAUGCUGAACGCUCGGCUGGCCGGACUAGAGAGUCGGCUCCUUCCAGAGCCUCGACUGAGACCUCCGCUCGCGGCGGACAGAGAUCGGAGCAUCACUCCAACUGCCGUCGAAAGCGUUGAGAAACCACCGGAAGAGACGCCGGGGACCCCGAAGCAGAAGGCCAAGGGGAAACCGGCCCCAAAGAAGACACGGCAGCCAGCCGCCGCAGAGGCCCCGCAAGAGGCCCCUGCCGCGCCUGAGGCGCCCAAGGCCAAGAAGGGCCGGAAGAAGAAGCGGCCGUCGAUGGCCGCUCUGGAAGCGACACAAGGGGGAGCGAACACCAGCUCCCCUCGUACUGGGGCCCCAUGGACCACGGCACUUGAGACGGCCCGGCGGGCGGUGAACAUCGCGGAGUUCGAUAUUCCGCAACUCCGCUUCCGCCGGGCCCGAACUGGAGGGCGCCUCCUCACUAUCGCCGGCGAGGGCGCAGAGAAGAAGGCGGACGCCUUUGCCGCGAGGCUGAAGACAGUCCUGCCUCAGGAAGUGAAAGUCGGGCGGCCAGCUGCUUGCGCGGAGAUGCGCAUCGCCGGCCUUGACGACUCUGUGACGGCCGCUGAAAUCAUGGAAGCGGUCGCACUUGAAGGGGAGUGCCUGGCCGGCGAUGUCCGGUCGGUGACUACGCAUCGAGGACGUGGGGCAGACUCACCCCUCAAUGAUCAAAACAUGGAAGGUUGCAUCGACAAAAAUAUUCCCCGGGCGGGUACCAACAAUGUUGGAGAAUCCCGCACCCCCUCAGAGGAGGGGGUCUGGCCCAUGUAUACGGGGGGCGCCACCGCUGCAAUGAAGGAGAGUAGGAGGAGUGAGGAGAAAAACGACUUUGGCAAUGUAUCACUGGACGAUGAGAGGCAAUCUGACUUGGCUGCUAUGACGACGGCGAGUGAGGGUGAUGGUGGAUCGCGAGCGGUAACGCCCGUAUCCAUUGGCGCGGGUCCUUCGCGAUUUUAUGGAAGACCCGAGAGCGGAAGCGACGAGAGCGGCAACGAGACCGCCGCCUCUCGGAGCCAGGACCGAGGCAGUGAAAGGGAGAGGGAGAAGAUAAGGGCCACUUACCGGCGCAAGAGGCGCGGAAGUGACCUGGAGAACAGCCCUGAAAAGGACAAAGGAGUGGCUUUAAAGCCCUCAUCAAAAAGAGGAAGAGGCAGACCGCCCACCACAGGGCAAUAUGUUGGUCUAGCCAAGUCUAAGAGGGAGUACCUCGAACUCAAGGAGAAGGAGAUAGCGAUGGAAGCGGAGAAGGAGGUCCUGGAAAUGACGAAGAAGUUACCAGAGCUACGGUCCCACCGGCUCUCGGAGGCUUCACUCUCCGAUUGUGCGAUGACAGAGGACGAAGUGGUCACGGCGGCGAAACUGGGCUCAGCCAUAACCCAGAGUCUGGACGCCAUCCUCGCGGUGACCCAAAAGUCCAAAAACUUGAAAGGGACAUCGAUUGCGGCCUUGAAAAAGGCGACCUGCACUAUACGGGAGGCGAGCUCCGCCCUCCUCAGCAGGUCAGCAUCGGAGGAGACAAGAGCCCUGGUAGAAGCAAACACCCGCCUCUCCAGAGAGCUCGACGAGAUGAAGAAGGAGUUGGAGGCCGUCAAGCGCAAGCUCGCUGACGCACAACCACAUACGGCUCCCAAGACCAUCCAAGAGCCGAAUAUGGAGGAGAUACUGCAGCGAGCAAUGCGCGAGGCGGUGUCUCUUAUGAACGCCCGCAUGGACGCGAGACUGGAAGGGCUUGAGGCUCGGCUCCUGCCGGAACCUCGCCUGCGCCCCCCGUUAGCUGCUGACAAGAAGAGGGAUAGUGCCGUUUCGACCUCAUCUGGCACUAGGCCCCAACAGGCUGAAAAAGAAAGUGAGACUCCGCCUCCGCCAGAGCCAUCAGUUUCUACACUGAUGCCUCCGACGAACCCGGGUCCGAAACCGAAAAGGACGAAGAAGGGGCGAAAGUCUGCCGCCGCCGCUGAAGCUGCAGCCGCGAGGCGCGACACAGUGACAACGGCAGCAGGGUCACAGCCAGCCGCCACUCCCUCAUGGACAGAGGUAGUGAAAAGAGGGAAAGGCAAGGCACCGAGGACGGUGGAAGUAAAGAAAAAGGUGCAAAAGAAAAAGGAGAAGAAAAAGAAGGACAAACAGCUCCGCGCUCCGAAAACUGCAGCCGUAGUGCUAACGCUGCGCCCGGACGCGGAGAAGAACGGUGUCACCUACCAGAGUGUCAUCGACAAAGCCAAGCAGCACCUGGAUCUGACUGCGCUAGACAUAGCAGCGGUCAAAUUCAAGCGGGCCGUGACCGGGGCCCGUAUGUACGAGGUCUCGGGUACUGCCUGCAAGGAGAAGGCAGACGCUCUGGCGGGUAAACUGAAAGAAAUAGUGGGAGAGGACAUGGUACACGUAUCGCGGCCACAGAAAUGUGCUGAGUUACGAAUUGCGGGUCUCGAUGACUCGGCGUCGGCGGCAGAAAUCGCGACUGCUGUAGCGAGAACGGGCGGCUGUCGCGCCGAAGAUGUUAGAGUCGGAGAGAUUCGCGUAGACAGGAGAGGUCGCGGCUCGGCCUGGGUCAAAUGCCCGGUCGAGGCCGCAAAACAAGUGACGGCGCCGAACGCUAAAGUUUAUGUCGGUUGGACCGUAGUGCAGGUGACUCUGCUCUCCGCGCGAAAAAUGCGGUGCUUUAAGUGCCACGAAGAGGGCCACACCCGGGCGACGUGCUCGUCAGAGAUCGAUCGCAGUGAGCUCUGCUUCCGCUGCGGACAACCGGGCCACUCGACCAAGCAGUGUGGGAAUCCUCCUCACUGUGCACUGUGCGAGGCAAGAGAGAAGCCGGCGGACCACAUCGUAGGCAGUCGUCGCUGCGACAAGUCUGCCCCUCCCAGCAAGAAGAAACGGAAAGGCCCUGAAAAGAGCCAAGCACCGAAAAAGGGCAACCUGAACCACUGCGCCCAGGCGCAGGAUCUCUGGGUUCAGGCUCUUCUGCAGUGGGAAAUCGACGUGGCCGUUAUUGCAGAGCCGUACCGCGUCCUGGAAAGGGGUGAUUGGUUGGGAGAUGUCAACUCGUCGGUCGCCUUGGUCUUUGGUCCCAAAAUCGUGCCUCCUUCGUCGAGGAAUUCGAUAAGGGGCCGUGGAUUCGUUGUCGCCAUCUUGGGGACCCUCACCGUAGUGGGGGUUUACUUUUCCCCGAACAGGCCGAUCGUCGAGUUAGAGGCGCUCUUGCUCCGCCUGACCGCCGUCGUAGAGGGGUCGACUCAACCCGUAGUCGUCGCCGGAGACUUCAACGCGAAGUCACCGUUGUGGGGCUCCCCGGCGACGAAUGCGAGAGGUCGCUUGAUGGAGGAAUGGUUGGCUGCCACCGGUUUGGUCCUGGCGAAUCGUGGGGCGACCAGCACAUGCGUCCGGCGGCAGGGAGAGUCCAUAGUAGACCUGACCCUAGUCAGCCCUGCCAUCGCUCAACACGUAACAGAAUGGAGGGUCCUGAGUCGUACUGAGACUCUAUCGGACCACCUCUACAUUCGCUUCGUCAUUUCUCACUUGACGGAGCAAGGCCGCACAAUUUCACCUGGUGCUGGCCCGAGGUGGUCCCUGAAGAAGCUGGACCGCGACAUCCUCAAGGAGGCAGCGGCUGUCGCAUCGUGGGCACCUCUCCCAUCGGAGGACGUAGAGGAGUGCGUGGAGUGGCUAACUGAGGCGGCGCACAACAUCUGCGACGCCUCGAUGCCCCGCGCUGGCCCGGUUCCGCCCAGACGCCAGACAUACUGGUGGAGCCCGGACCUGAAACGCCUUCGAGAGGAAUGUGUAGCGGCCCGACGCCGUUACCUACGGUACCGCAGACGGCGGAUCCGAAAUGCGGAAGAGGAAGACGCCAUCUAUGAUGGAUACCGCUCAGCGCGACACCACCUGCGCGACGCCAUCAGAACGGCGAAGAGAGAGGCUUGGGAGGAUUUCCUGAGAACUCUGGAGCAGGACCCGUGGGGCAGACCCUACAAGUGGGUGAGGCAAAAGCUUCGCCCUGCUGCCCCACCGCUCACUCAGUCCUUGCAGCCGGAUCUCUGCAGAUCCAUUGUUUCGGCCCUAUUUCCACCUAGGGCCGAGUGGUCCCCCCCAUCCAUGGCACCACCAACUGCAGAGCCCGAAGAGGAGGAGGAAAUCCCCCCAGUCUCAGCCGGAGAACUGGCAGCGGCGGUACAUAAGAUGAGUCUUCAGAAUAAGGCCCCUGGCUUGGAUGGAGUCCCCGCUCGUGUCUGGGUGCUAGCGAUGGAGCACAUGGAAGCACGUGUGCUCGCCGUACUGAACUUGUGUUUGGUUCAGGGGCGAGUUCCACGUCGCUGGAAGACGGGCAAACUCGUGCUACUCAGAAAGGCCGGGCGACCAGAAGACCAGCCGUCUGCCUAUCGUCCCAUAGUGUUGAUCGACGAGAUCUGCAAGACGUUUGAGAGGAUCAUCGUCGCACGCCUCAACCGUCAUCUUGAGAGCGUUGGUCCCAACCUGAGCGAUGCUCAGUUCGGGUUUCGGUCUCGUCGAUCAACAAUAGACGCGGUGGCACGGAUUCGGUCAAUCACGGAGCAGGAAAUCUCUCAGGGUGGGGUGGUGUUGGUUGUCUCGUUGGACAUCACCAACGCAUUCAACACCCUGCCUUGGGAAACAAUAAAGGAGGCCCUGAGGUACCACCGAGUGCCCAGAUACCUACGCCGAACCAUCGGUGAUUAUCUGUCGGAGCGCUCGGUGCAGUACCCUACCGAAGAUGGAUGGGAAGAGCAGGAGGUAGACUGCGGCGUCCCACAGGGUUCGGCUCUCGGUCCGGAACUGUGGGACCUUGGAUUUGACCAUGUGCUUCGCGGUGCCAACUUACCCGGCGUCGAACUGGUCGCGUACGCGGACGACACUGCGGUGGUCUGUCGCGCCAAAACGCACCGCGAAGCCACAAUCCUGGCGACGGCAGCGGUAGCGCAGGUGGUGCGCAGGAUCCAGGCGCUGGGCCUGACGGUGGCGCUGAACAAAACGGAGGCUAUCAUUUUCCACGGGCCCCGUAACGCGCCGCCGCCUGGCCUGGCAAUAAUAGUUGGAGGGACUUCGAUCCAGAUUGCGUCUACCAUGACAUAUCUCGGACUGAUCCUCGAUAGCCGGUGGACUUUCAAAGAGCACUUCCGCCGGCUAUCCGAGAAAGUGACAAAGGCAGCAGGAGCCCUGGCCUCGCUGCUCCCGAACCUCGGGGGCCCGAGCCUUACCUGUCGGCGCCUGUACAUGGGCGUGAUACGCUCUAUGGUGAUGUACGGUGCGCCGAUAUGGGCCGAAGAUCUGGCAGCUGUGAACAGGCAGGCCCUGGGACGGCUACAACGGAUAAUGGCGACGCGAGCGGUGCGCGGGUAUCGCACCAUCUCCCGGGAUGCUGCGUGCCUGCUCGCCGGUAGCGUCCCAUGGGACCUGGACGCCAAAACCCUCGCCGACGUCUACUGGCGUAGCGCAGAGGUCCGCGCGGGGGGCAGCAACCCCCUCCCGGAAGCCGUGCGUCGGUGGAGGGAAGAGGCCAACGACAGGGCAUUGGAAGAAUGGGAAGAGCGGCUCGCGGAGCCAAGAGUGAGCGUGGACCUGAUACUGGCCAUCCGCCCAGUGUUCAGGGAGUGGUUGGGUCGGAAGAACGGCGCACUCUCGUUCCGCCUCACGCAGGUGCUGACCGGGCACGGCUGCUUCGGUCGGUACCUGUGCGAGAUCGCCGGGAGGGAGGAGACGACGCGAUGCCACCACUGUGGAGAGGACAGGGACACGGCCGCGCACACCUUAACGGCCUGUCCCUCAUGGAUACUACAACGCGCGGCCUUAACGGCCGCGAUUGGACAGGACAUAUCACUGCCAGCUAUGGUUCGCGCCAUGCUACGCAGUGAACUGGAGUGGAAGGCGGUCGAGAACUUCGCGGAGGAAGUAAUCGCCGCAAAGGAAGAGGCCGAGCGGGAGAGAGAGAGAGAGGCGCUCGACCCCCGACGACGAAGACGGACAAGGCGACAACAUGUCAUUCAGAUUGACGACUUGCCGCCCUAG